AUGCUCUGCAAGCAAUGGGGCUUUUAUUCCAGCGGAAGCCGCACAGACUUUGGCCCCGUCGACCUCUUCAAACUUCUUGAGCUGAUCCAAACCAGGAAUCGAUACCGAACUUGCGACAUGAAGAGUGACAAUCAUGUUCGCGUUCUGGCGCUGGCCCUUAUCCUCGCGCAUCUCAUGACCUUGCGCCACUGCCUCGACAUCUCGGAACUCGAGAAUAUCAGGUUUACGUGCAAGCGAUGGAUGCUGUUGCAAGUCUGCUCUCAAUCAAUGGACAUUGGCGAUGUCUUUGCCAGUCUAUUUCAACUGAUUGCCACCCAUAUCCACAGUCAUUAUGUCGACCAUGGGUUGGUGACGAUGCUGGUUCAUGAAUGA
Messenger RNA from Gamsiella multidivaricata, 372 nucleotides. RefSeq lists its product as uncharacterized. NCBI's taxonomy places the organism in Eukaryota, Fungi, Mortierellomycota, Mortierellomycetes, Mortierellales, Mortierellaceae. Bases 1 to 372 code for a protein of 123 amino acids. The transcript has a single exon. The record is from RefSeq and is a predicted model, not a curated record.